Orcinus orca (killer whale) is the source of this 4811-nucleotide messenger RNA. RefSeq names its product A-kinase anchor inhibitor 1 (gene AKAIN1). Bases 379 to 678 code for a protein of 99 amino acids. NCBI's taxonomy places the organism in Eukaryota, Metazoa, Chordata, Mammalia, Artiodactyla, Delphinidae. The transcript is spliced from 4 exons. The record is from RefSeq and is a predicted model, not a curated record.
UCUGUUCGCGGCCGGCGAGCAGGUGCUUAAAACGGAAGUUGUCUGCUCAGGGAUCGUGCGUCACUGGGCAGCUGCGGCUUCGGCCGCUCCUCCCGAGCUGCGAAGCAGUCGUAGAGUUUUUUGAAGUUCCAUAUUCCUGGAUGUUCGCAUGUUACGCUCAAGGCUUCACAGCCACGAGGAGGCAGUUCUAAUGAAGCCCUCUGUGCCUGCAGAGUAGACCAUCCCUUGGGGCUUCCAACUUGACGGAACAAGGAGCAUCUCUCCUAUCCGGAGUGCCUCCCAGAUAUCCUUAGGAGAUAGUCCUACUGCCUCCUGGAAUGAAUGGGCUUUGUUUUGACGUGGGCCCCAUACUAAGGUUGUUUCUAUGUCUUGGCUGUUAUGAAUGAUGCUGCAAUGAACAUGGGGGUGCAGACAUCUCUUCAAGAUACUGAUUUCAUUUCCUUUGGAUAUGUGCCCAGAAGCAGAAUUGCUGGAUCAUAUGGUGAGAAACCUGGAAGUGAGCCUGAAGAGGCGAAGCUGCAGAUCGCCAGCAAACAGAUCGUGCAGAAUGCCAUCCUGCGGGCUGUGCAGCAGGUCUCCCGGGAGAGUCGGCAGAGGGAAGCCGGGGCUGGCGACACCCCUCGGGGCAGCUUCCGGCCGGGCGCGGGGGAAUUAACCAAGAAGCAUGAAAAGAAGUAACACGGUGGAUGGGGCUCUUGUCACACGCUUGGUUUCCAGCCUUUUUUUUAGCAUAGGAUGCGUUGCCAAAAAUGUUGCCAGUAAAGCGGACCGAAGUGUCAGCGACACCUAGCAGUAGGAUGAAUUCACACUAGGCCUUGGCCGAGAAGCACUGUUCUGCAAAAGUGCAUUAGAUGCUUCUGUUUAUAUUGAUGCAGUGCCUCUGAAACGUAGUCGGGCCAAACAUGACACUGUCAUUGCAAACGUAGUUUUGCAGCACAAUUCAUUUCUAAAGUUCUUUUUUUUUUUUAAAAUGAUUCCCUAUGUUUAUUUACUUUGGCCUUGUAUGCAUUCUGUCUGUGACCUUAACCAGCAGUUCUUUCUGCUGAAACACCGAGAGCUGUACUGUGAUCUUUAUAAUAUUUAAACAAGAUGUGCUGGAAAGGUAAAGGAAUGGUGUUACAGUCCUCCUCAGAUAUGGAAUUGAAGGCUUUACUAAAGUGGGUUCAGGUCCAAGAUCAUAUUAAGCAAAGGCAAAUUCUAAGUCCCUCAGGAUCUUACCAAAGCAUGUAUUUAUACAUACUGUUUUUUUAAAAAGGAGGACCCCAGCUUUUCCAGAACUCAGUCUCAGUUCUGUCAGUUGUUUGAUAGUUAAUGUUUCCUCUCUGUGCAGAAAUCCUUGGGAAAUAUUAUGGAUUUCUUUUUCCAUUUCAAGAUGAAAAUAAGACAGGUGAAUCUAAAUGCACGAGUCGCCGAUGUCGGCAGCCCCUUGAAGAGAAACUGGAGUUGUAGAUUCCAUCUUGGAGAUAUCCUAGGGUCAGCUUAUGGGGUGCAGGGUCCUUGGAAGAAGCUCUGGGGACUUAUAAAUGCUGUGUUGCCAUCAGACUAUGCACUUGCACUAGUACCUUGCUAAUAGGAACUUUUCUUUUCCCAUCCACAAAUUAGAUUUUUUUUUUGAGAUUAUGAAAAUCAUACAUAUCAGGAAUGAAUGACACAUAAAAUGGGAAAAUCAUUUCCUCAACUGAAACGUGAAAAUACAGUGGGAUCAACAAAGCGACCAUGCUGUGAAAGCAGUCAUGGGACCAUAUGUGUGUGAAUGAAUAAAGCCAUCUCUGUUGCAACAGAAUGACUUCCGCUCCACUCUCAUGUGGGUACCGCACAGCUUUCUGUGUCCUUAGAGUCCCAUUUCCUGGGUUUCCCAACAGUUACUGAAUUGAUGCUACUGGGAACAGAUGAAGAAUUUGACCUUUGUUAGAAAUUUUUGGGCUUCAGAGUAUCAGUGUUUACGUUUGAUAGUUUUUUAAAAAGCAAAGUAUCAACAUAUGAAGUGUGACUGAUAUUAAGACAUACUUCUAGAAUUCCAAUAUGUUACACUUUCCAGAAUGGAUACUAUUGAGAAAUAAAUGAAAACAAUCUCUUAUCAGUUCUGUUAGACUGUCUCACACCAUGUACAGAUGGAAUAAAUUCACAGGGGGAAUGUCUGUGGGAGGGAGCAGAGGGGUUAACAUUUAAAUAUGGUUUGUUCAUAAUUUUCUUUAAGUAGUACUCAUGACAAUUGAAGAAUGAGUUUAAGUUGACCUGAAGUCAUAUAAUGGAUGUGAUAUAAUUGUACAGCCUAGAUAAUAGGAAUGAAGAUAUUAAGGGAAAUUAUUCAGGAGUACCCACAAAUAACAAAAUAAACCCAAUGCUUGUAAUUUGCAAGUGAUCUGGCACUCUGUUUACUGAGAUGUCUGGAUAUAACCAGCCUUGGCUUUUGCUGCCGUAUGUCAGAAACACAUAAACACUUUCUCUUUCCUCUCUGGUGUGUCUGUGCUAGUACAUUGGGGAUCUUGGAGAAUAUCUGAUUAACCUCUGUAUCUAAAUGUUAUUUAUAAAUAAAAUAUAUCCAGCUUUGAAAUAUGUUGUCAUUUAUAGCCAAGUUUUCUUCGCCCUACUCUUUGGUCCUUUCACAUGGGGCUACGAGGCAUCCCAAGGCUGUUCCAAACCUCUAGAUCUCGUGACCCUGAAAGCACUUCUUAACAGGCCUUCACUGUCACUGUCUGAGGACAGCUGUGGGAUGGGGGUUCCUGAGGCUUGAGCAGAAAAGGGUGCGUGCUAAGAAGUGGCCUUUUGAUCUCAGGAAGUAAAGGUAAGUAGAUGGGGCAAAGCUGAGUGUCUUUCAUGAUCUUUGUGAGAUGGAAAGUCUCCAGCAAGAAACAGAUAUUGAUAAGUUCUUGGAAGGAGGAAAGAAAGUCAAUCCCUGUACUCGACAGGUAGGUGCCGCAUCGGCAGAAUCCUAAGAAAACUCAGCCAUAAAAAUAAAUGCAUCUGUUAAGCUCCUCCUUGUAUCUGUCUUGGUAUAAAGUUAUGGGGUUUUGAAGGGGCCGACAGAACUUCAUUCGGCGUAAGAUCAAGGUGGGCUUCCCCUUGGUUAUUACAUGAACCAGCGCAGAGCUUUUGGUUUUAGGAAUGAGUGGGAACAUGUAUUUCAUGCCCUUUACCUUCCUGGCUUAAUAGAUAGUAAAUGCACGUGGGCUUCCCAGCUCUGCGUGUUCAGCUGUUUGUGUUGGGCUUUGCCUGUCCCUGGGGUGGAACUGGAGACAAAUUCUUUUCUGCUGCUUUAUUUUUCUGUAGUCACCUACCCAGCGUGAAGAGUGUUGUAAGAAGAACUCACGCUUCAUCCUUGUUUCUCUUUUAGCUGCUUAGUCUUCCUUUAUGUUGUGGUUUCAGGUUACAAAUAAAUGAAUCAACAUUUAAAGAUAACCACUGAACUUAUGCCAUUCAGGCUAUAUUCAAGGUUUAAGGUCUCUAUAAAAAAACUACAGAAAGGAGGGAAUUUUACAUUUAUCCACAGUAGCAACUCUUCUAAGUAAAAUACAGUAGCGAAUAAAAUCUCUGAAAAAUCUGGUAACUAGUUCAGCAACUCUAGUACCCAAACUGGUAAAGAAACUAAAUAAUCCAGUUUGAGUAAUUUGUCAGUUUAUGUAAAGAGAAAGUAGAAAAUACAAUAAUAAUAUCAGCUCUCUUGAGUGUGAGAAAGUUUUCUGAAAUAUAUGACUACACACUAACUCACAUAUCUCAUUGUCACAACUUCAUAAUUAAGGUGUAGCUGGGAAGAUUUUAUUCUCCUUUUGCAGAGAAAGUCACACUGAAUCUCAGAGAGGGUAAGUAUGAAAAGUGAGUACUAUUGGGUGUAAGAAUACACACAUCAGCAUCACUGAUCUUUGUGGGCAUAUGCAUUAGCUAGGGAGCUUAAGAAUAUAAAUUCUAGGGAUAUCUAUGUUAAGAUGGAACAGACUGCCUUAUAGAAUCAGAAAUGUAACACAUAGUAAAGGGCCAGCAAAAAUCAUCAUCAGGAGAAAAAGCUCAAUGCCAUCACCAUUGAAAAGUGGCAGCAAAGGAAAGAAACGGGGGCUUCCCUGGUGGUGCAGUGGUUGGGGGGUCUGCCUGCCGAUGCAGGGGACGCGGGUUCGUGCCCCGGUCCGGGAAGAUCCCACAUGCCGCGGAGCGGCUGGGCCCGUGAGCCAUGGCCGCUGAGCCUGCGCAUCCGGAGCCUGUGCUCCGCAACGGGAGAGGCCACAGCAGUGAGAGGCCCGUGUACCGCAAAAAAAAUAAAAAUAAAAAAAAAAAGAAACGGGAGACUCCAGAAGUAACAAAAUAGAAAAUCACAACAGAGCAUGUGAAGUUGCUUCUCUUCCCCUUAGGCCUCAGCAGCUGCAGAAUCCUGACCCAGAUGUGGAGAAACGUGAAUGAGAAGGUGACAUUACUCUUUAUCUUCUGGCUACAGUGUAGGGGAAAUGACCAUUGGGAAGAAAUAGGUGAAACAGGAAAAAGGACUCCUUUUAGAAAGAAGUGACGACCUGGUCUUACAGAAAUGAAAAAAGACAAAAGAAAAGAAAGAAAAUACAUGUUAAAAAAUCCCCUCAUUGGGGGUGGUGGUGGAAUGAAUUGGGAGAUUGGGAUUGACAUAUAUAAACUAUUGAUACUAUGUGUAACAUAGAUAACUAAUGAGAACCUACUGUAUAGCUCAGGGAACUCAGUGCUCUGUGGUGACCUAAAUGGGAAGGAAAUCCAAAAAAAGAGGGAAUUCACUUUGUUGUACAGCAGAAACUAACACAAUAUUGUAAAGCAACUAUACUCCAAUAAAAAUUAACUUAAAAACAAAAAAUAAGAAA